Nymphaea colorata (pocket water lily) is the source of this 1042-nucleotide messenger RNA. RefSeq names its product protein MIZU-KUSSEI 1-like. The coding region runs from base 227 to 883 and encodes 218 amino acids. NCBI's taxonomy places the organism in Eukaryota, Viridiplantae, Streptophyta, Magnoliopsida, Nymphaeales, Nymphaeaceae. The record is from RefSeq and is a predicted model, not a curated record. Gene Ontology annotation, biological process: hydrotropism. The transcript has a single exon.
UUAAACCCCACAAAGGUGGUGUCCCUGGCCAACACCAUGAACACCAUACUGCAAGAGAAGAAGAUCGAUCAACGGAGAUUCUGCCAAGCUUAAGACCUUCAAUUUGAAGGAGCUAGGUGAAAGGGAGCUCCAUAUUCAGAUUGCAUCUCUUCUGAGGUAACUGAUCAGAAUCUUGCCUUACCUUUAAUUACCACCGUUUUCAUCCGUCGGACAACCGGCCGUGGGAAUGAUCGGCACCGGAAGCCAGAGGAAUCGAAUAGUCGACGGCCCAAUCGCCGUCGAUUGCAGCAAGGACGUCAGAAGCUGGAGCUUGAUUCGAUCCCUGGUCGAGCUCAUGGUCCCAUGUUGUGUUCCUCACUCGAUGUCUUACCCACCAUCGGAGGACGCCCAGUCCACUCUCGGCUCGACCAUAACAGGCACGUUCUUCGGCUACAGGAAGAGCCGAGUCAGCUUCUGCGUCCAGGAAGACUCCGGCAGGGCCCCCUUGCUCCUCCUCGAAUUCGCCAUCCCAACCUGCUACCUUGCCAAGGAAAUGCGGUCCGGGCUCCUGAGGAUCGCCCUUGAGUGUGACCGGCCCGGCGGCCGUGCCGGAUCCCUGUUCUCUGUGCCGGCCUGGACCAUGUACUGCAACGGCCGGAAAGUUGGGUACGCCAUCAGGCGUCAGAUGAGCGAGACCGAUGCAUCGAUCCUCAAGAUGAUGCGGUCGGUGUCGGUCGGUGCUGGAGUGUUGCCAGCCGAGUCGAAGUCCGGCGAUGGGGAGCUCAUGUUCUUGAGAGCCAGCUUCGAGAGGAUCGCCGGCUCACCCGACUCCGAGUCGUUUCAUCUGAUAAAUCCUGACGGGAACUCAUCGCAGGAGCUGAGCAUUUUCUUGCUAAGAUCAUAACCACAAGAAGAUAAACCGAAUUGCAGGAGAAGAUAUAGACUUUGCAGCUAUAUAUUGCUCCAAGUAUAUUAAAGGCCUGUAUAAACUCUCGAUUACUAAAAUUAGCUUCCUGUAUGAUUUUGCUUUCUUUUUAAUGACGGAAAAAAAAGUUUCCAGCUA